This is a messenger RNA of Pomacea canaliculata, 4096 nucleotides long. Its product is annotated as ankyrin-3-like. Bases 35 to 2578 code for a protein of 847 amino acids. The transcript has a single exon. Gene Ontology annotation, molecular function: protein binding. The record is from RefSeq and is a predicted model, not a curated record. NCBI's taxonomy places the organism in Eukaryota, Metazoa, Mollusca, Gastropoda, Architaenioglossa, Ampullariidae. Gene Ontology annotation, biological process: intracellular signal transduction.
CAGUGAAGGAUUCACUAUUCUUCAAAGAUUGGCUAUGAAUGGUAACAGAGGUGAGCUCAAUAUUUCGCUUCUUCGGUAUCUUCUUGAUAACGGCGCCAAAUGUGACACCUUGUGUCCCUCUGGUGACAGUGCCAUGCAUCUAGCCGUAAAACAUGGCAACUGGUACAUAAUAGAGGAACUUCUGCAGGAUAAGAUCGAAAAACAGUUCGCAUUCAUGUCGUCAAGUAAGGAACGUUUUAGCUCGCGGGCACAGGUUAGUCAGUUUAUGGAGAAACAUGCUAACACACAUAACUCAAAAACAGAUAGAAAACAAAGUGCAAGAGCCCCUUUCAACAUAAAUGCCAAAAACUUGUGUGGAAACACAGUCUUACAUCUCAGCACCAAAACAAUAUAUUGGGAUCAAAUCCGUACACUGCUGACAUGUGGUGCGGACGCCAGUUUAACAGAUGAUGAAGGGCACACGGUCUUGUAUCGCCUGGCUGCUAAAGAAUGGAAAACUGCUGAAAAUGAUCCCCAUAUGUUAAAAGCACUUAAAAUAUUAAGUAAAGUAGCUGCUUGCACGAUGGAAAAGGAUGAAUUCGGUGACACCCUGAUACAAAUUGCAGCCAAAAACAAGAAUGUACAAAUCGUGGACAUGUUGCUUAACUAUGUGGACGACGUGAACAUAAGAGACAAGGAUGGUCUGACAAUUCUACACAGAGUCGUGCAGUGUACGUCACCUGUGUCUUUGAAAAUUGUGAAGACGUUGAUGAAGAGGAAGGCAGAUAUAGAAAUAGCUGGUCCACAUGGCGACACCGCCCUUCAUCUUGCAGCUCAAUGGGAGAAUUGGGAUAUUGUACAAGAAUUGCUAGAGAAUGGGGCCAGGGCUGAUAACACUGACAGCCAAGGAAUGUCUGUCUUACACAGACUGCUAAGACGAGAUAACUCGUCUUGUAAACCGGCAACGUAUUCGUUGCUGUCAGGUGCUUUUUGCAGCACCCCGAGAAAUUAUGAAGAAAGAAAAUUACCUUUUGUUAAAUUAAUGAUUAAGAGCGGUGUGGACAUAAACACUAAAGAUGAAAAUGGCUUCAAAGCAAUACAGCUGGCCUUGAUCAAGAAAGAAUGGGAAGUUAUACAAUUCCUAUAUGAGUGUGGUGCUAAUGUUGACCAGAAUGAUCUGUCAGAAGGGAAAUCAUUUUUACACGAGCUUGCUAAUGAUACUAGUGUAGAUGUUCAAAUAGCGAGAUCUUUUACUCAACGGAUUCUGUCGCGUGGCCUUUGUCUUAACGAACGUGAGGCACAAGGUGACACGCCCUUGAACCUCGCCGCUAAGUGUGGAAACUGGAAGAUGGUUUGCGUGUUUUUAAAGUAUGGUGCUGAUGUUAGCUUACCCGACAGUCAGGGAUGGUUUGUGAGUCACAGGCUGGCAAUGGACAGUGGUAAACUGAGUCACCAUGGAAUAAGUUUGUCAUACUUGCUGUUGUUACUGACUACAAAAGGGUUUAAAGUGAACCAGACAGGACCUGAUGGAAGGAGUUGUAUACAGCUGUCGUUAGAGCAUAGAAAGUGGGAUUUGUUUUGGUGGCUUGUGGAAUCCGAAUCGUCCUAUUUCUUUACUUUUCAAGAAAAGAAAACAAUCUUACAGCAUGUUUAUCUGAUUACAAAUAAAAAUUCGGAUCCGCGUAAGGUAAGAAUCUUGAUAUCGUGUGUCACUGACAAAGGCAAUUCUUCCUGCCAAGAACUUGCUGAGUGUAAAAACGAAGCUCUGAAAAUGACUUUCUCUAAUUGCAACUGGGUUGUGGCUAAAAUACUUGUAGAAUGCGGUGCUGACAUAGGAUUAAUGUUUGGAACUAAGCCUCUGAUGCAUCUUCUUAUGUUAAAAUAUCGGCCACAAGAUCACCGAACGUGGCUGUCUUUUCUGGACGCUUUACUGGCACGAGGAGCAGAUAUUAACAGUCGGGAUGAAAAUGGAAGAACUAUUCUAUUCCAAGCCUGGAGGAGAUAUCCUACUGGCAAAUUUCGUUUGAAAUCUUUAAACUCUCUUCUCCACCAGUUGUUGGAAAGAAGAGCCAGUCCCAUUGUUGCAGACAAUGAAGGAAAAUCACUGCUCAUAUUUGUUCAUGGUCAUGAGAAACGUCUGGCUUUACAAUCCGUCAAAUGGCUUAUAAAGAUUGGGGUCUCCACCCACCAGCCGGCCAUUACAGACAACACUAAAACCCACAGCCUGUCGGGAAGUGUUCAAGCGUCAACACGAUCUCCCACGCAGCGCGCAUUUGAAAAGAAGUAUGUCAGGGCCUUUGAGAUAUUAGUUGAAUCAGGUGCUAGCUCGAACAGGGAAUUAUUUGAUCUCAAUACACGAUAUCAGGUGGAGCUUUCCACCCGAGACAAGACUUCAGCCGAGACACAGAUGCUGGACAUACUGAACCACGCCGCCAGUCAGCCUCGGUCUCUCAAGUCUUUGUGUCGCCUGACUGUCUCUCACGCUCUUGGUUGUUGUUCCCGAAGGACAGCUAAGGUCAAAUCUCUUCCACUCCCUUCUGCACUUCAGGAUUAUAUCCAGUUCUGCGAUGUAUUUACUACAGACGAAGAAGAAGCUUGAGAAACACGGAACCUAUAUUUUUUCAGGGGACAUAAUUUAGCAUUACGAAUUACUAAUACAUGUGCUUAUCAUCCUUUGGUGAUAAAUGUGAUUGUGAACAGUAUGAUUCCGAAGAGAAUGAAUACUAUUCUGACAGCUUAUUCCUACAAAUAUGAAUAUUAUUCUGACAGCUGAGAAGACCUUUAUGAGGCAUUGUAUGAUAUUUUAGUAUCUUAAGAACUACUUUUGCCUGAGUGAUCGUUUCCCUUCCAUAUCAGUGUUCGCCUCAAAAUGUUUUUAUUUUUAUUUAUCCGUCCGUGAUUGAUUGGGAUUUGUUCCUACCUCUGCGUUGGAUUGUCUUAUUUGAUUGUCACUUUGUAGAUUUGUAGAUUGAAAUCUGCGGAUUUAUUCAAAUUUUUCCUUACUUGUCUCUGCUGCCUGACAGCACUGGCUGUGUCACAAGCAGCGUUCUUUCAGAGUUACUUACCUUGAGUGUCGUCUGCAAAGCGGACUGUUAGAUUUGUAACAUUAGGACAUGUUGUGACUACAAAAAUACACAAAUCCUCUUUAUUUCCGCGGCCCUAUGCUCCUUGUGGAGUAACAAGGACUAAACUAAACUGAACUUUAUUCCCAGCUCUCCAACAUACAGUGAGGAUCAACCGUCCAGCCGUAGAUCUACAUUUUUCAAUGGAGUCGACAACCAUUUCUUCUCUUGUUUAUUUUUCUGCACUGAAGAAACCGUAAUCGGUGUACACGCGUACGGGAACAGAUUUGUAGUGUUGUUGUGUACUAUAUUCUUUUUCGCCAACACUGAUUCUUUUCCUACAAUUUGUUUCUGCUGACUGGUAAACUCGUUAUUUCACAGGUAUGUUGUAUUUUUUGCCCAAAUUAUGUAAAGCGCGAAAAGCUGAGAUUCACCACGAACUUACGUCCAUGGAUUCACCAAUGAUCGUGAAGAUCAUUUCUUUUUGUGUUGCCAUCUAUCUCUUAAAGUUUCGAAAACCAUUUUCUGAAUUCUGCUAGGUAUUUGCUUACUGAAAGUGAAUAUUUUAAAUAGGAAAAAUAUCUGCAUUUUGUGGAUUAAAACAGCUUCAUCGAUGCUUUUAUCUAAAUAUAAUCUAGUAUUCAAUCCAAAUAUUUAAGUGUACGUACAGUACUUAAUUUAAAGCAUGCACUUCAAAAUAUCGCUUUCUUGUUUAGAAAAAAAAUUUUGAAAAUGUGUGUAUUUCGUAACGGUGCAUUUGUGGCGAGACGACACUUGUGCAUAUAAACUUAUUUAUCUAACUCUUAACUUGUCAUGAAAACUGUAAUCCAACAGUAUAUCAUCAAUAUAGGUGCCAAAGUUGCAGCAAAUGUGAGGUAUAUGAGUAGAUCAGUAUAUCUUCUCAAAGUUAAUAGUGUUGCAUCUUUGUUACUGUGACAUAAUUGCAAGUGCCAGGAACUUUUCUUUUUUUAAUGUUGAAACCCUUUCACAUGUAAUAUCUUGUACAAAAGCAGUGUAAGUUAUAAAAUUAUGAUUAAAAGAAUGCAGGAAUUUCA